UACCUCAGUUCAAUGGUAGGGAGUCGAACUCCUUUAUAAGCCUUGCAUCUGGACGUUCCUCGUACACUUCACUGAACUGAUCUUCUCAAGUCUGCAAUCAUGUUCAAGUUUCUAACUCUAUCUUGCCUAUUGGCAGUCAGUGUUCAAUGCAAGAUCUCACAAAAUCAGGCUGUACCAUACUAUCCUCAACCGUAUCCGGCAACAUAUCCUCAAGUAUAUCCUCAAUUUUACUCUGCACAACCGAAAUACAGUGUGCAACCCGCCUAUGUAGCAACCGCCUCAUAUCCAGCCCCUGUAGCCUACCGACAAGUCUUUGUACCAGCUAAUCCUGCCUACAAUCCUUAUUAUUACGGAUACGCUCCUUAUCCAGCCAAUCCACAAGUUCAGCAGUACCCAUAUCCUUACGUUCAGAAUGAUGGAACCCAACCCGCUGCAGCUCAACCCGGUUGGGGAGAAUACUUGUCAAACAGUUUCUGGAGCUAUGUACCUAACUUCCCUUACGUUACGUCUGGAGCUCAACCAACUUCGGAAGCAGAAAGUGGCACGGCUGCUGCAACCUCUGAAACUUCAGCCGAAAACACAAGUCCAGGAAAAGGUGACAAACCAGCAGAAGGAUCCAAAUCAGAACAAGCUACUAGCGGUGAACAACCUUCUCAAUCACCUUCUAAACAAUUCGCAGCUUAUCCUUUACCGUAUUUCGGACAAGCACCUUAUCAACAAGCUGUCUAUGAUCCAGUUAAAUUGAAUGCAGCGAACAAUGGCGCAGUUUCAAGUUUUCUUUUCCCCAAAAGUCAAUUUCAAUCUGUAUUCCAACAACCACAACCGGUUGCUGAUCAAAAAUACUACCAGACCCCACAGUCUAACCAAGGUACCGCAGCACAAGCUUACCAGAGAUACUUGCAAUCCCAAAAACAAUAUUUACAGGGACAAUACCAACAAGAUCAACCGUUCCAACAACAAACGGAACUAUUCCAACAACAAUAUGAUCAACAACCUCAGAAAGACGAAUCCUCUGUUGUCGUAGAUUCUAAUGUAACCGGACUCCAAGUCAAUGCUGAAGGCCAACAGCUACCACAAUCUAAAGUAGCUACAGGUUCGAACUAAUUUGGAGCUAUUACCCGACUGAAUUAUUUUAUACAAUAUUCCAAUUCAAUUAUAAUUUUAUAAUUUUAUUUUAUAUAAUUAAUGUUAAAUUAAAUCAAUAUUAAUAUGAUAGUAACGUGAGCCAAUUCAAUGCACACAAUACUAUUAUUGUAUAGAAGCUGAGUUAAAAUACGAAUUUAUUGUCAAAU
Molecule: messenger RNA, 1292 nt
Organism: Melanaphis sacchari
Lineage: Eukaryota; Metazoa; Arthropoda; Insecta; Hemiptera; Aphididae
Product: glutenin, high molecular weight subunit DX5-like
Exons: 5
Coding region: 100-1104 (334 amino acids)
Source: RefSeq, a predicted model, not a curated record